Oncorhynchus keta (chum salmon) is the source of this 1725-nucleotide messenger RNA. RefSeq lists its product as uncharacterized. The transcript is spliced from 3 exons. Gene Ontology annotation, cellular component: membrane. The record is from RefSeq and is a predicted model, not a curated record. NCBI's taxonomy places the organism in Eukaryota, Metazoa, Chordata, Actinopteri, Salmoniformes, Salmonidae. The coding region runs from base 347 to 1162 and encodes 271 amino acids.
AUUGUUCACUCAGUGUAGCCACAGAGGCACUUUGAUUUGAUAAGGAAGUUUUUGUUUUUAGGAGUAUUGUGAUGAGGGCUGCCCCUCCCCACAGCCUGUCUGACUCACUGGACAUUGCUGAACUGCUCCUGGGACAGUUCGCUGGAUCCUUGAACCCCAAUGUUACCCUUCAAUACUACUUCUUGCCUGGCUUGAGUGUAUCCACCAGAACAGUGGGGCAUAGCCCCUUGGGUCUGUUUGCUGUACAGGGUCUUCAUGUUGCUCUACAUCCUGAUUUGGUGUAUGUACUCUGGCCUGCUGUUCUCCAAUCUCAAGUGGCUUCUUCAGCCACCUGACCUACUGCCUGAUGGUCAUCUACCACCUGGUUGCUUCCUGUAACAUGGCCUGUGCCACAGUCCUAGUCAGGUGCCACUGCAGGGACCAAAGAAAGACCUGCUCUGGAGGGGACCAAACUAGAGAGCGUGGAAUCGGAGCAGAGCCCUUGGGUCCUUUCCCUCUCCCCUCUCUCCUCUUCAUCUCCCCGAGACUGCAGUGGUUCCUCCACAGCCUGAUGUGUGCCUUCUGCCUCGCUGUGCCCUUCCCCUACUGGAGCCUUGACUACCCCAUGGAGCACCACCCUCUGUUCCCAUUCAACCUCAACAUGCAUGUGGGAAAUUCUGCCCAGGCCCUGCUAGACCUUCUCCUAUCAGCAACGCCCAUCUACCUGGCCCACUACCUCUAUCAGCUCCUCAUUGGCUGCCUUUACAUCCUGUUUGCUGUGGUCUACUGGCUGGCAGGCCAAACCAACCUUAGUGGAAAGCCCUACAUUUACAAGGUACUGGACUUUGGAGGGUGCCCCUUGGUGGCCACUCUGUGUGUGCUUUGCUUUGUUCUGGUCUGCUUUCCCCUCUGUCACUUCCUGGUGUGGAAUGUGCAACUGCUGAGGAGGCAGCUGGUGGGCAGGGUAAGGGGAGAGAGGCCGGGGCUGUGCAGAGAGGCUUGGUGGUGGGGGGAGCGUGCGGCCCGUGCCGGUCUCCCUCUUGGACCCAUUCUCCUCAGUGUUAACCCCCAGGAGGAGAGGAGAGGUCUGUGGCGAUGGGGCCACUCAGUCCCUACUCUCAUCCACCACCAGUCAUUUCUACAGUGCUGUCACUGUCUACCUCUGAGGUCCAGUCUGAACUAACAGAGAUUGAUGCCAUAUUGUUUUACAUGUUCUGCAUAAUGUCAUCCAUCUGUGUUGUCCGGUCCCUGUCAGGCCAACUAAUACAAUGCUGCACAGAUCUUCUCUUCACUUUGUAGUGUGUGGUGUUAUAGUUGCCUGAUCCAAGACGUAACAUCACAGUGGCCAAACUAUGUUAGUCUUUGUAUCACCAGGGGGCAGUAACAGUAUUCGUUGCUUUGAUCACCGUGUUCAGCCUUGGUCAUUUCACAUAGUAAGCUGGCUAAUUUAUUGAUCCUACAUGAUUAACACUGAGAUUCUAGAGUAGGCUCAAGUUGGGAAUGGGAGUAACAAGUCAGUAAUAACAUGCUGGUUUUAGGGUUGUUGUUUUUCUGAAUAUUGUACAAGUUUGUUAAGUUGCAUAUUUUAUUGAAACUACAAAACUGUGGAUGGAUCCUACUUGCAGAAUACACAGGCCACGGUUGUCCUGUCCAUCCUCACACAAAGCAAAUAAAACAGCUGCACAUGAAGUCUAAAAUAUGAAUGAGGCUUAUGUGAGCAGACUGGUGUGCCAAUGAGAGCAAUGA